This is a messenger RNA of Cyphellophora europaea CBS 101466, 834 nucleotides long. RefSeq lists its product as uncharacterized. The transcript is spliced from 2 exons. Gene Ontology annotation, cellular component: peroxisome. Gene Ontology annotation, molecular function: trans-2-enoyl-CoA reductase (NADPH) activity. Gene Ontology annotation, biological process: phytol metabolic process. Bases 1 to 834 code for a protein of 277 amino acids. Lineage: Eukaryota; Fungi; Ascomycota; Eurotiomycetes; Chaetothyriales; Cyphellophoraceae. The record is from RefSeq and is a predicted model, not a curated record.
AUGGCCGACUUGACAAUGCAGUCAGAAUCGAAUCACUUCAGUCCAUAUCGCGCUGAUGGAAAGCUUUACGGCUUUGUCUGCGUAGUUACGGGAGCUGACCAGCCUAUUGGUGCUGCAAUCGUUGCUGAACUCGCGGCACACGGGGCGGCGUCGAUCUACGCUUGCACCUCUUCUGCUAACGCAGCCAACCUGCCUACUUCCGACACGGCGCAAACCAUUCACUAUCCACACCUCGAACCAAAUGAGCAUUCGACGCUUGCACUAAUAGAUGAAGCGUUGAAUGCAUUCGGCCGCCUCGACGUCUGGGUUUGCGCUUCAAUGUCGGCGGGUCCUGGCACGGUCACCGCUACCACGCCAUCCGAUUUGAUGGCAGCCUUUGAGCACAACGCUCUAUCGCCUUUCUUCGCUCUCAAAUAUGCACCAGCUGCAAUGGCUAAGAUGACCGCGAAAGGCAUGUACGGCAAUGCAGCCCCGAAGGAUCAGAGCUACGGGAGCAUUAUCAUCGUAACAUCCACCGCGUGUGAGAAGGCUUCGGGUGGGCCCGCCUUCACGAUGUCCUGUCAUUCGGCUCUCGGAGUGGUACGUAGCGGUGUGUCAGUGCUUAGGGGUACCGGCAUCAGAAUCAACGCCAUUUCUCACAGCGGGAUUGAUAUGGGCGGGGAAGUCAAGGCAACAAAUGGGAAUGGCACGAUUCCUGUGGGCGGUAAAGGUGGACUGGAAAGAAAUGGAUCACCCGCCGAGGUCGGAAGAGUCGCUGGAUUCCUCGCCUCGGGUUUCUCUUCAUACAUCACGGGCUCAAACCUGAAAGUAGAUGGAGGUGAAAGUGUGCUAUAG